AUGGAAAAGCCCUCGACAAUGUUGAUCGAGCAGUUACAAAACGUCCACGCCCGUCAACGGAAAGUUAUUCAACAACUUCAGGCAGAUAACGCUAGACUGCUCAGCGAUCUCGUUGAAAUUCGUCGGGAGAGAGACGCUUUCCGAGCAGAGGCUGCGAAGCUUCGCAAGGAGCAGGCAGAAUUGCACAACCAACUGGAUGAAACGCUAUCGGAGUAUCAAGAUUUGAGGCGCGAGCGUCUCACUCUUUCCCGCGCAUUUAGCAAUGCGUCUUCUUUUGUACGGUCAUCGAAAGCUAAUAAUAAGGCGAUGCAUGUCUUAUCAGCGUUGACAGGAGAUGAAGUGAAGAGCCCAUCUCUUGAUUAUUGCACAGGGAUGACUCACGACAGUCAGAACUCAUAUUCAAGCCGUGAGUUGCCAGAACCUGUAACAAUGGACGAGCCUGGAAUAGAUGAGCCUGUUCGCCGAAUUCGGAAGCAGCCCACGACCAUGAUGAUGCCUGCUCCAAGGGCGUCAUUGUACGCACUCGACAUGAACCGUUAA
Suillus subaureus is the source of this 540-nucleotide messenger RNA. RefSeq lists its product as uncharacterized. Lineage: Eukaryota; Fungi; Basidiomycota; Agaricomycetes; Boletales; Suillaceae. The coding region runs from base 1 to 540 and encodes 179 amino acids. The record is from RefSeq and is a predicted model, not a curated record. The transcript has 3 exons.